AGCAGUUCCAGGUGGAAUCUGCUUUCUUUACCCGUUCCUCUCUGUCCCUCACAUUUGCCAGCGGCACGUCAGGUGUUUCGUUUUGUUGUUUUCCUCCCUGCUUUACGUCAAGAAAAUCUUCCCUUCCCCUCCCUCGCUUCCCCUCCUUGUAAGGGAGGGUUUCAGAGCAGGAAAUAAAAAUGCAACCUUGCUGUUGCAAUGGGCACUGAUUAGCCGAGAGGAAGCCAAGAAGAAGCAGCGGCUGCUACAGGAGGCGCAGGAAAACUCCCCUAAUCGUUGGUCCUUCCCUGCCUUUUAAACCUGCAGCUACCUCAAACUUUCAGCCUGUCUGGCGGAGCCCCAACGCGACAUAAAUGGUGGAGGCGGUAGUGGAGUUUGACUACAAGGCUCAGCAUGAUGAUGAGCUGACCAUCACUGUAGGUGACAUCAUCACCCAUAUCAGGAAAGACGAUGGAGGCUGGUGGGAAGGACAGCUCAAAGGCAGAAGAGGUUUGUUCCCUGACAACUUUGUAAGAGAGAUAAAAAAAGAUGUGAAAAAAGACAGCCUUGCCAACAAAGUACCAGAAAAGUCUAUACAUGAAGUUUCUAAUGGAAGUCCGUUACUGCUUUCUGAGACAAUUAUUAGAACCUCCAAAAAAGGUGAGCGAAAUCGGCGGAGAAGAUGUCAGGUGGCUUUCAGUUACAUGCCUCAGAAUGAAGAUGAACUGGAAUUAAAAGUUGGAGACAUCAUUGAGGUUGUGGGAGAAGUAGAAGAAGGUUGGUGGGAAGGAGUUCUAAAUGGAAAGACUGGCAUGUUCCCUUCAAAUUUCAUAAAGGAGCUCUCUGAUUCUGAUGAUGCAAGAACUGUCCAGGAGGAGCAACUUAUAAAACCAAGAAAGUCUGCCUUUCAAGGGACAAUUCUGUAUAAAGUGGCACCAACAAAGAUUGACAGCUACAGACGCUAUAACAGUUUAAGAGAUGCUACAGGUUCUGAAAGCGAUGGUGGUGAUUCCAGCAGCACGAAAUCAGAAGGAGCCAAUGGAGCAGCAACAAUCCAACCCAAAAAGAUUAAGGGGGUUGGGUUCGGUGACAUUUUCAAGGACAAACCUAUAAAACUACGUCCAAGGUCCAUAGAAGUAGAUAAUGAUUUUCUACCUGUUGAAAAGACAGUUGGAAAAAGAAUACCCACUGCUGCAGCAAUUCAGGAGCCAAUGAAAAUAGAAUUGGACAGCAGAACAAAAGUAAAAGAGUAUUGUAAAGUUAUAUUUCCAUAUGAAGCACAGAAUGAAGAUGAAUUGACAAUCAAAGAAGGUGAUAUUGUCACUCUUGUCAAUAAGGAAUGCAUUGAUGCUGGCUGGUGGGAAGGAGAGCUCAAUGGUAAAAGAGGAGUGUUUCCUGAUAAUUUUGUUAAAUUACUUCUUCCUGACUUUGAAAAGGAGAGACCUAAGAAGCCACCACCUCCCUCAGCUCCUGCCUUCAAACAAGGAUCAGCUACGACAGACAGAAAGCAUGAAAUCAAAAAAGUACCUCCUGAGAGACCAGAAUGUCUUCCUCAUCGAACUGAUGAGAAAGAAAGACCAGAGAGAGAGCAAAAACUGUUAGAUUUGCAGAAACCUUCUGUUCCUGCUAUACCACCGAAGAAACCACGACCUCCCAAAACAAACUCUUUAAACAGACCUGGUACGUUGCCUCCAAGAAGACCAGAAAGACCAAUUGUGCCUAUGAUCCAUACAAGAAGUGAUAUCCCAAAAGUAGAACUAGUAGGCUGUACAUUGUCGAGCACCUUAGAAAAGGACUCUACGGAAAGAAGCAAUGACAUUGACCUGGAGGGGUUUGAUUCCGUAGUACCAGUCGCUGAGAAGCUCAGCCACCCAACAACUACCAGACCAAAAGCUACAGGCAGAAGACCUCCUUCACAGUCAUUCACAUCUUCUUCACUUUCAAGUCCAGACUUUUUUGAUUCACCAAGUCCUGAAGAUGAAAAGGAAGAACACAUUUCCCUUCCACAAAAAGUAGCUGAGCCAUUAAAGAAAGCAAAGACUGUUACAAUAUCGCUAGUAUCUGAUAACAAAGCUUCAUUACCUGCCAAACCAGGGGUUUUAACAAGUGGAAGUAAUAUUCCAUCUUCAUUAUCAUCCUCAUCUGCUCUUCAUCCGGUUCCAGCAGGAACAACAGGUCACAGGUCAAAUUCCCCUUCUUUGUUCAGUACUGAAGGAAAGCCAAAGACUGAUCACUCCAGCCAAGGUGAAGCAACUUUGGAAGAGCUUAGAACACAAGUUAAGGAGCUACGAACUAUCAUUGAAACAAUGAAAGACCAGCAGAAGAAAGAGAUUAAACAAUUGCUGUCUGAAUUAGAUGAAGAAAAAAAGAUCAGGCUACGAUUACAGAUGGAGGUUAAUGAUAUAAAGAAAGCUCUUCAAUCAAAGUGAAUUCUGGAUAGAUGGAAUGUUGUGUUAUUCAUCAUCGUGACAGAGACUUUUAUGCCCCAGACAAAAUAACUUUGUGCCAAAUGAUUAAAGAUCUGCCCACAUCCUUUGUUUGAACAACUAGCACAAGAGUUUUAAUAGCACAACACAAAUCCCAGUGAAAAGUUGCUCUGUUAUGGCACUGGUGUGACUGAAAUUGUUCUUACUGUGCUAAAGUCUUCUCUCCUUCAAGUUCACAGGCAAAAUGAAAACUCAGGCAGUUUAGUUCAUAGUGGUACUAUUUUAAUGAUAUUUUCCAUAAGUAAAAUGUACUUCAGGUUUAUCAGUUUACAGGUUUUAUGAUUUUGACUUUUUAAAUUGUCUUUUGUCACACAGAUUCUUAAAAUGUUUGUAUUGCAUAUAGCCAGAAAUGAAUGUUGAUAUUUGGGUGCGGGGCCGUUUGUUUAUCUCUCUUUCUAUCUCCUUUUGCUUCACAUAGAGCUUAAUUUGUGUUAUUUUAAAUACUAUUACAUAUGCAAUCUUAUGUCCAAAAAUGAUCUACAAGAUGAAUUUUAAGUUUGUGUACAAAUAGUGAGUUUAAAGGAAAAUGAAGAAAUCUGGUCUUUGCAAUGAUUUGUGCCUUCUUUUGCCAAACACUGAUUGGAGCUGAUUGUAGGCCAGAUCUUAGAAAUGUAGCUAUCACAGUGAGGCCUGUCAAUCCACUAGGGGUCACUCUUUCUGCAUAUUAUUAGCUACUUGUUCAUAUGAAUCCUCUUUUCCCCUUUAAAUAGAAUAAUGACCACAGCAGGUUAAGGCAGCUCUAUUUCACGAGCUGUAGCUUUUUUAUUAUUAUUCUUGUUGUUCAACUGAGAUUUCACUUCUGCUUGAUUUCAUUCAAACUUUUAAAUACCUGCUGCUUUCUUUUCCAGUUUUGCUCAUCUUGGGUGAACAGAAUAUGCAUAAUCUAAAAGUAAACAUGAAUAAAAUAUAAAUCAAUGAGAGGGUUGUACUAUUUUGUGCACAGAAUAUUGUGCAUGCUUAGCCUGGUGUUUAAUAUGAAUUGCCACAUUGUAUUGUGAUCUAAUGUGGGAAAAUGAAUGAUUUUUGUAUAAUGGCA
This is a messenger RNA of Varanus komodoensis (Komodo dragon), 3501 nucleotides long. RefSeq names its product SH3 domain containing kinase binding protein 1 (gene SH3KBP1). Bases 354 to 2408 code for a protein of 684 amino acids. Gene Ontology annotation, molecular function: protein binding. The record is from RefSeq and is a predicted model, not a curated record. The transcript has 19 exons. Lineage: Eukaryota; Metazoa; Chordata; Lepidosauria; Squamata; Varanidae.